This is a messenger RNA of Esox lucius (northern pike), 954 nucleotides long. RefSeq lists its product as uncharacterized. The transcript is spliced from 6 exons. Bases 64 to 954 code for a protein of 296 amino acids. Lineage: Eukaryota; Metazoa; Chordata; Actinopteri; Esociformes; Esocidae. Gene Ontology annotation, molecular function: transmembrane signaling receptor activity. The record is from RefSeq and is a predicted model, not a curated record. Gene Ontology annotation, biological process: cell surface receptor signaling pathway.
GGAAGUAAAGUGGUUUAUAAGGAGGACUGUUGUUCAGAGAGAGUUACUCGUCACCAAGACAGAAUGGAUCACACCUGGCCCUGUGUUCUACUCAUGUUGAAUACCCUAAUCUACUGUGGUCACUCUCAAGGGAUACCUGCUGCUGUUCUGACCCUCCAGCCCAACUGGCCCCAGAUAUUCAUGGGAGAGUCUGUCACUAUGAUAUGUAACAUACAGGAGGGAGACGUCACUGACUGGACCUACACAUGGAGACGGACAUUUAAUAAUGGAUAUACCGACUUCACCAGUACGGAGAAUAAACACCAGAUCAAUGCUACUGAUUUGUCUGUCAGUGGUGAUUACACAUGUCUGGGUAGAAACAGACAUAAUCAACACUAUUCUAUGUGGAGUAAUAGAGUCAGGCUGACCGUGACAGCUCUACCAACAGCCUCAGUGAGUGUCUCUCCUCAUGGUCUCCUCUAUUCUGGAGAGACUGUUACUCUGCAGUGUGACAUAUCAGACUACACAGACUGGACAUACUGGUGGUACAGAAAUAAACAACUACUGAGUCCUGGUUCACCUUCUAAAACCAUCACCACUCUGUCUGACCAGGUGAGUCAGUACCAGUGUCAGGGGAGAAGAACAGAUCGUCCCCAGUCGUCACAACGCAGUGUUUCCCUCCCCAUCAGUGUCACUGAUCAACCUAAGGCUGUCCUGAGUUUCGCUCCUCAGUGGAUGAACCCUGGAGACUCAGUGACUCUGAACUGUGAAUUUAAAGAAUCGUCUACAGGCUGGAGGUUCUCCUGGUACAAGACUGUUCCCUACAGAGCUGGGUUACCCUCUCUAUUGGACAAGUCCUACUCUGUAGAGCCCCUAUCUGGAUAUGGGACUACUGAAGAGUCUUACACUCUGAGUUCUGCUGGUCCUACUGACACAGGAGGAUAUAUCUGCAGUCUUCAGUGUCUGUCAGAAUAA